AUUCUGUAAAUCAUCAUAUCCCAUAGUUAGCCUUUCAAAGAUGGAGUCCAGAAUGAGUCGUUCCAAGCCUAGUAUUCUCGACAAGCCGCUCAGUAAAGGCAAGGGCGAGCUGAACCUGAGCUCCUUCGCCUUCCUGUUCUCGGAGAUGGUACAGUACUGUCAGAACCGGGUGCACACGGUCCCCGAACUGCAGCAGAAACUGUCCGACCUGGGACAACACGUCGGCUUCCGCAUUCUGGACACACUGUUUCUCAGGGAGAGGAAUUACAAGCGAGAAAUCAAGCUCCUGAACAUGCUGCUGUUUGUGAAAACAACGGUCUGGAAGACGCUGUUUGGGAAAGAGGCGGACAAGUUAGAACACGCCAACGAUGACGACAAGACGUACUACAUCGUCGAAAAAGAUCCGCUCGUCAACAAGUUUAUCUCCGUUCCAAAGGACAAGGGAAGUUUAAACUGUGCUGCCUUUACUGCGGGGAUUGUAGAGGCAGUUCUAAACGGCUGCGGUUUCCCUGCUAAAGUCACGGCACACUGGCACAGAGGAACUACCUACAUGAUCAAGUUUGAUGAAGCAGUCAUUCUCAGAGACAAGAACAUGGAGGGCCGAUAGGAUAGGAUAAAUGUAGUAUAUCAAGGCUCAAGCUAUACUGUAGUCUACUCUAUAUAGUAAAUAUUAAAAUGAGACCUGUGUUUGUUAUAGAAUGAAUGUGAAAAGGUCAAGCUAUAAAUCUAUUACCAAA
Branchiostoma belcheri (Belcher's lancelet) is the source of this 737-nucleotide messenger RNA. Its product is annotated as trafficking protein particle complex subunit 5-like. Gene Ontology annotation, cellular component: TRAPPIII protein complex; TRAPPI protein complex; TRAPPII protein complex. The coding region runs from base 41 to 607 and encodes 188 amino acids. The record is from RefSeq and is a predicted model, not a curated record. NCBI's taxonomy places the organism in Eukaryota, Metazoa, Chordata, Leptocardii, Amphioxiformes, Branchiostomatidae. The transcript has 3 exons. Gene Ontology annotation, biological process: endoplasmic reticulum to Golgi vesicle-mediated transport.